Messenger RNA from Loa loa (African eye worm), 3415 nucleotides. RefSeq lists its product as hypothetical. Gene Ontology annotation, cellular component: cytoplasm; nucleus; transcription export complex 2. The transcript has 25 exons. Lineage: Eukaryota; Metazoa; Nematoda; Chromadorea; Rhabditida; Onchocercidae. The coding region runs from base 134 to 3415 and encodes 1093 amino acids. The record is from RefSeq and is a predicted model, not a curated record. Gene Ontology annotation, biological process: mRNA export from nucleus.
UUUCAGAGAAUUAAUCAAAUUUUCUUGAGUCUGUGAUAAAUUAAAACGACUUCAUACGAUAUAUGCUGGGAACAGCGUGAAUUUUGGAUAGAAGAAGUAAACGAAUAUUUCCUCAGCUGAAAUUCAGGGAAAGAUGUCUUCUGGUUCAUUUCCUUUUGUAAUUCCGGAAAGUUUACGAUCAAAAAAGACGUCAAAUCCAUUAUCAAAAUUAACCGGUACUACACGUAAACCCUAUGCUCCACCAAGACGUAAAGGAUAUAACGAUCUGGAUGACCCACUUGGUCCGUCUUCAUCAUCUUCAACAUCGCCAUCUUCAUCAUUCAAGCGUCCGAUCGACGGAAGGGUUGCAAGUGGUCGACAUUCCGUGGCACGUGCCGCACGUGUCGUCCGAAAGAGGAUGUCAUCAGUGCAGCAUGCUCCAAAUAUUACACAAGAUUUGCCUUCAACAAGCAUGAAGCCAUCACCUUUUGGAAAUUCGCAACUUGGGAAGCGUUCAAAGGCAUCACUUCGUGGUACCUUACAUAGUGAUGUCGAUAACAGAUUCACCACCAUAAUGCGUGCAAUCGAACCGCCAAGGCCUCGGGGACGUGAAUCAACUGCUAAAGAAGAAAAUAUGCCGAAGCUGGAGCGACAUAUUGAAAAUACGAAGGCAGAAUCGGUUGUUGAAAAGAUGUCGCUGCCAAAGGGUGCAGUUGCACGGCAGCUAAAACGUUUGAUUGGACGAGUUUGUGAAACCGACUAUGAUAAAUAUCAGUUGCUAGAUGAACGUGAUCGUUUGAUGCAUAGAGGCCGUUUGAAAAGUACCGAUGUUGAUAAUGCAAUUGUUAUGCAGGGUUCUUGCCCUGAUAUGUGUCCAGAGAAAGAACGCUACAUGAGAGUUGUGCAAAAACGCCUCAGUACAUAUGAAUGUCAUGAUGGUGGUAUUAUCGCGCCGGAACUAACCGUGAAAGAAUACAGUAGAAGUGCAGCUGAUCAAGAGGAGCCAUUGCCUCACGAGCUUAGACCCGCAGAUGUCCUUCAGCGAACGAUGAAUUAUCUUGUCGGCAAAAUUGCCAAUCAUCUUCCGGAAACGGACGAGGAACUGGCACAAUGGUACGAUUUUUUGUGGAAUCGAACGCGAGCCAUCCGAAAGGACAUAACGCAGCAAAUGAUGGUUAACGAAACUGCUGUUAUCUUGAUCGAACAGUGUGUUAGACUACAUAUCUUUGUAUCUCAUCGUCUUUGUGAAUUGAAUUUCAAUGAAUUCGAUCAAAAAAUGAAUACAGAGAAUUUAUCUAAAAGUCUGCAGAGCUUGCGUUAUUUGUAUGAUGACUUGGCGAAGAAAGGAGUCUUUUAUUCCAGUGAAGCAGAAUUUCGUGCAUACGAAAUUAUGCUUAAUCUUUCGGAUUCCAAUGUAUUCCGGCAGGCGUUGACAUAUCGUCGAGAAAUUCUGGAAGCGAGUCCAGUCCGAUUAGCGAUUCGUCUAUUUACAUGUUUGCAGAAUCGAAAUUAUGUCCGCUUUUUCCGAUUAUUAAAGAACGACGCUACUUAUUUACAGUGUUGCCUUUGUCAUCGAUUUUUCAAUCGUAUGCGUCAUCAAGCAAUGUAUGCUAUAUCACACUCGGUUCACAUAAUGGGAAAGUAUCCAUUGAACAAAUUUGUCCAGCUGUUGGGAUUUGACGAUCGUGACGCAUCACUGCAAUUUUUGGGGUGCUACAAUGUUCGUCGCAAUAAUGAUAUGGAUACUGGUGAAGAGCUGAUGCAUAUGUCAAAAACCCAACUAAUUGAGCCAAUUGAAGAACCUCCAUCGAAGAUUCAUUUGUGGAUUGAGGCUAAACGUGAUGGAUAUUCCAUUCCAGAAAUAUUAAGCGGCUGUCAAGAUGUUAAAGUUGAAAUUGUUACUCCGUUGAAUUCGUUCGACAGAAAUGGUGCGUACGUAUUUGAUACCAUUCUCGAUGACUAUAUUAACGAAAAUGGAGGGGAACAAUUAGCUACGGAUGAAGAUGAGACUGUAACUUUCGCAUUUACUUUGCCAACAUCACAGAAGGAAAAUAAUAUCAAUGUUUUAGCGGAGAACUUAGCAGAUGAUAUCAUAAAAGAAGAAAUUACGAGAUUGUGCAAGCUAACGUAUAGUAAAUCACUAGCUCAUUCACUCACUACUUCAUUGUAUGAUAGUAUGUUGGAGGACUGCUUAAAACCACGUUGUCAGGAGAUAAUGAUCGCCGCUAAACUGUUACAUCGUCGCAAGCUAGCCGCCAAUGUGGCAAAGCAAAGGGAGGAUGAAAUUCGGUUCUUGCUCGAUUCCUUAAACGAAUCAGUCAUGCAUGAAGUUAUCGACAAAUUUAUUCGCGACAUCAGUAAGAAAUGGAUAACAAAAUGCCAGCGGAUACAUGACGAAGAACUCAUUGAAGAUUUUGGAAAAAACUUUCUGGAUGAUUUGUUGGCAGGGGUGGUAACCGAAACAAUCAAGAAAAUAGCAGAAAAAAAGAUUGAAGAAAGUUUGAAUUAUAUGAAAAAACGUUUGAAGGAUAUAAAUGAACGGUUGGAUAAGUUAUGGUUGAAACAAUUUGUUGAUCAUUGGCGGGAACAUGUAGCUCACAGAAAAGAACAGGAGCAGAAGAAAUUGGAAUUAUUAGGAUCAUUCCCUGUUAUAUUACCAGCUAAAUCUGGAUUAAUUUUUCAUCGGCGAGAUGGCCAUUCGUUUGACAAAGCAUUCAUCGAUUGCAGCUCCCUGCUUUUUGAGCAGAAAAUAAACACUUUCAUUAAAAAAAGAUAUGGAAGGAUAGCACGGAAAGUACUGAAAAAGUGGCGUUCAUGGACUCAGUUGCAAAUCGAAAAGCGAGAGUUUUUCACUACUGUUUGCACAACUUCACCAUUGAGAUGGAAAAGGCUGCGCUAUAACAAUAAUGAUAUUAUUUCAAAGGAAAAUGAAGAUAACAUUCGUUUAGCCGUAGCACUUGCUGAUGUUGAAUGUGAACGAUUGAAACCAUUUUGGACAACUAAUCAAAUUCAUAAUGAUUUAGAGAAUGAGCGGCAGUUGUCCUGGUAUGAAUCACUAGCUGGACGGUCAUCAGUAUUAUUGGAUUAUUUCGACGAAAAAACACUUGAAAAAGGAAUAGAGAUAGCGGAACGAAAUAUUCAACGUAUCGAUUAUACAGAGAGGCGGAUAAUGAAUAAGAGCGGUCCUGAAUACAGUGGAAAUUCGGAUAGCCUGAUAUCCAGUCUGAGUCAGCAACAGAAAUAUAACAAAACUAACAAAUUCAAUGUACAAAAUGAGGAAUAUUACCCUCCACGAAAAAGAGAAUGCAAAAAUUUGGAACAUCUGGAGAAGCGACUGAAAGAUUUCACCAGAGAGCUGGAUGAUGCAUUCAAAGGUAUGGAAGAAAGAAAUCGAGCAUAUGAUGAAAUUCUCAGGUCUUUACGUGCCGACGAAUAA